AUGCAUAUCCCAGAUCAGUAAAGGAAAUAAAUCACACAAUGCUGCUCAAUAUUUGCAGUUGUUUUAUUUGUAAUUAUAUUAUUUAUAUCUUGGGAUACAGUUGAAGUUGUUCACUAUGGGCUACUUUGUAAUUCAAUAAGUAAAGCUUGCUCUCAAAAGUCUGUUUAUGGUGCAGGGAGACAUUGGGUUUGGCCUACAUAUUAUUUUAUUUAUUUUCCAUCAAAUUUACUUACAAUUGAAUUCUCUGAUUCAGCCAAUGCAAAUCCUCCCCUAAAAACAAGAACAGCAGAAGGUUUAAGUUUAGAACUAUUUUUAUCCUUCGAAUUUUAAUUGAUUAAGGAAGAGAUUCCUCAACUUUAUAGUAUGAAUAAUUUAGAAUAUGAAAGAACAUUUAUCCGUAUAGCAAGAGAUACAAUAGUGCAAAUAGCCAGUACUUUCGAAGCUAAUGAAUAUUGGACAAAAAGAAAUAAUGUAACAUAGGCUAUGAAAAAUGAAUUAACAAUAGAAUUGAAAAAAGCUCAUGCAAAAUGUGUAUUUUUUUAACUACUUAGAAUCGAUUUACCUGACUCAUAUGAAAUGUCAAUUGUAAAUACACAGAUUGAAAUGUAAAAUAAAAGAACUAAAUAAUUUGAACAAGAAGCUACAAGGAUAUUGAAAGAAAUAGAAGUUUUAAGAUCCGAAACAGAAAAAGAAAUCAAAACAUUAAAUGCUGAAGCCCAAUCAGAAUCAUAUUAAAUCCUUAAAAACUCUGAAGCAAAGGCUAACUAGUAUGUAUUAGAAGCAGAAAUUGACUCCUUCUCAGAUGCAGCAAAUUAAAAUAAUUUAGACUUAGAUGAUGAUGAACUCAAUGACUACAUUUAUUAUACAUCACUUAUUAAAAAGAAAAAUGCAAAGAUUCUCGUAGGUAUGGAUAACAUUCAGGCUAGAAUAGAUAGUGAUAACUGA
Tetrahymena thermophila SB210 is the source of this 945-nucleotide messenger RNA. RefSeq names its product SPFH domain/band 7 family protein. The record is from RefSeq and is a predicted model, not a curated record. Lineage: Eukaryota; Ciliophora; Oligohymenophorea; Hymenostomatida; Tetrahymenidae. The transcript has 5 exons.